GUAUGUGUAUAUAUAUAUAUAUAUAAUUUGUUUUGUCACUUCAUCAUGCUUGCAGUUAAGAUUUUGUCGUUUCUAUUAAGAUUAUGUGUGUUAAAUUUUAACGUUUUCAAGGUGUUGAUAGCGAUGGAAACUGGCAUUAUUCCACCAAACAUACGUUACGAAACACCGCGAAAGGAACUUACUCCUAUAACUGAAGAUAGAAUAAAGGUCGUCACUGAACCUAUUUCAUGGAACGGCGGUUAUAUUGGCACUAGUUCUUUCGGAUUCGGUAGUGCAAACUGUCACAUAUUGCUGAAAUCAAAUCCCAAAAAUCAAAUCGACAUUGAAACAUCAGACCGCUUAUGUAGACUUGUAACGGUAUCUGGUCGUAUGGAGGAGGCUGUUAAAACUCUAUUAGAUAAUGUGAAUAGCCGAUAG
Harpegnathos saltator (Jerdon's jumping ant) is the source of this 417-nucleotide messenger RNA. RefSeq names its product fatty acid synthase-like. NCBI's taxonomy places the organism in Eukaryota, Metazoa, Arthropoda, Insecta, Hymenoptera, Formicidae. Gene Ontology annotation, biological process: fatty acid biosynthetic process. The record is from RefSeq and is a predicted model, not a curated record. The coding region runs from base 46 to 417 and encodes 123 amino acids. The transcript is spliced from 2 exons. Gene Ontology annotation, molecular function: fatty acid synthase activity.